Molecule: messenger RNA, 1423 nt
Organism: Ectocarpus sp. CCAP 1310/34
Lineage: Eukaryota; Phaeophyceae; Ectocarpales; Ectocarpaceae
Source: the annotation of a GenBank genome assembly
AAUUUACCAUCACUGCCUGAAAGCCCUUGUGUCUCACGCUGCGUGUUUACCUCCCCCGCCACACGACAACACGAUGAAGUUCUCCACCGUAGCUGCCUCGUUAUGCGUACUCGGAAGCGCCUCGGCGUUCGUGCUGCCGGUGCCAGCUAGGUCUGGCGUUGCAACUCGGAUGUCGGCUUCCCUUGACGAGGCCGCGGCGGAGAAGGCCAAGGCGCGCGAAGCCCUCAUCGGAUCAGCGGGUAUGGAGCAGUUGAUCAAGAUGGUCGCACAAGACGAUGGCGAGGACGAAGAAGUCCCCCCCGCCAAGGCGGCGCCGCCUACCCCGGCCUCGCCACCGGCCGAAAAAUAGUUCAAAUUAGACGUCCAUGCCGCUACUACUGCUAUCAUCGCUGGUGCCAUGGUUCCGGUGCUGCUGCCGCAACGCUGCGGCGGAUGCUCUGCUGCUGGUGCCUUGAAACCACGCGGUGGUGGUCAGGACGUACAAACAUUUUUUCUUGAACGCCGGCGGCGUUUUUGAUACGGGGGCGGAAUCGACAGGAGGGUGAACGGUGCAGCAGUCCAAUUCAUCCUUCGCAAUUCUGCAUGGCGUGCAUGCAGUGACUUUUUUUCAAUUUCAUAGACUUGGNGGGGGGGGGGGGGGGGGGGGGGGGGGGGGGGGGGGGGGGGGGGGGGGGGGGGGGGGGGGGGGGGGGCAUGUGGACCUUGGAGUUCGUCUUUCUUGAGGGGAAUUUUGUAAAAGUUGCAGGUGUCUUGUUUCAGCUGUUAAGGCGUGUUGAUGGGGCUGACCUAGCUCGCGCGAAAUCCUUCCCGGAAAAGAGGAUACAAGGAAAGGACUGGUGAAUAGAACAGAAAAUAUAUCUCUUCCCCCCCCCCACCCCCCCUCCUCUGGACGUGAUGCGUUCUAAGCCGGGUGCCCCCUGGGCUUGGGGGAAGCCAGCACUCUUGAUGAUUACGAGCAGGGGCUGAGGGUUAUAUGUGUUUCGUUGUCAUCGGGCCGGGUCGUUCGAGCGGCAAACGUCUUCUUUAUGCCUUGUGACGGCCGGUGUCGGGUGGAAGGCCGGUCGGUAUAGAGAUUAGAGUACGUGUGCGCAGAAGGGACAUGACAGCGAGUGGUUUCGUGACGAUGAGAUUUUUUUCUCCAUCAUCGUUUUGUUCAAAAGAAGAGCCACCAACAAAUUCAUUUUUAUCGGACCGACUGCAGCAAGUCUCUUAUGGACACAAGCUGAGCUCGUCCGCGGCCGUAUCAUGGUGCUCCCCCACGCACAACGUCUGCGUGUCCUGCGCGAAAGCCUUUUCUUUGUUCUGCAGCCGAGAACAUGAUUGCAAGGCGGCGACGGCGAGAUGGUUGCGCAACCAGUUGUCUUUCCUGACAGACCAAUUGGACGUAUGUGCGCAUGCAAUUGUGUGCAGGAAUAACCCGAUU